AUGACGACAUCAAACAGUAUGGGAAUAGAGAGUUCUAUCAGCCAGGUGACCCUUGAGAAGAAGACAAUAACGGCUUCAGUUUCAAACCAACAAACAGUUACUGUACCCAAUAAUCAUGUUCCAGAUGGGUCUGUUCCUUCUGUAUCAGUUAGCAUCAACCCAUUUGCAGCGAUCGCGGGGUUGCUGAUGCAGAGUCCUCAAGCUCAGAACAUCCUUGGAUUAAUAUUUGGCCAGAACAACACAGGUAAACUGGAGGAGUUGUUCAGAAACGUCACAUCAUCAACUGAAGUAGCGGAGUUGUUUGGAAACCUCACAUCUUCAGGUCAAGGUGGGCCCAGUCGAGAAGGACUGUCUAAGCUUUUAAACAACCCCUCAGUCCAAGCAGUUAUGGAGCAGGUAUUUCUGCAAGUUCAAAAUAUGCUGAAGUCGUUCGUCCCGAACAUUUCCCCGUCUCUGGACAAUAUCACGCCGGCUCAACUGUUUCAGGCUGUUAGUAAUAUGAUCAAUGGUUCAGGAACGGGCGGAAAUUCGAGCACUGGUGCAAUUAUGCAAGCGGUUAUGUCUGCUUUACCAUCAGUAUCAGGAUCUCUGAGUGCAGCUCUGAAGAAUUUCGGCGUUAACGUUAAUGCCACCUACGUCAUGGAACAGAUUUCAGAACUUGUGCCUGUAUUCCGCGAGCAAGGCAACGUCACUGCACUCCAAGAGCUUGCUGCCAAUGCAACUGGGCCUGUUGGCAUGUUGUUGGAUGUCUUACCUUUGGCCAUCAAUCUUGGACAGAUGAUGAAACCAGAAAUGGUUUCAAAUGAGAAUUUAUGUCUGGCUGAUUUCAGUGCCUUUGUCCAGGGUCUUCUUUCGAAGCAGAUGUGGGCCCUUCGAAUGUUGGAUGCAUCUGGGAAGCCAGGUACAAGUAUCUUGGAAGGCGCUGUGCAGUUCAUCGGGAACUAUGAUGAGUGUAGGGAGAUCUCGGCGACUCUCAACACCACGGUACCCCGUGUUGUACAUGGGGAGUACUGGGAAUUGACGUUCGCCUUUCCGAAGUUAUUGGGAGCGUUUAUGGGAGGAUCUCUGAUAGUGAGUUGUGACAGCAUACCUUUAGAAUGGCUUGGCACCGAGUUAAUAUCCGCUUCUCCAAGUACCACUGAUGACUGGAAGGAGGAUGCAAGCGCCAUUGCAGCAGUGGUUAUUUUAGUCCUGAUUGCUUCGUUAUCGGUGAUCGGAACAUGCUACGACGUGGUGUCUGGGUGGCUGGCCCUACGGAAAGCAAACAGAGACGAUGAAGAGGAGUUUGUGGACGGAUUUAAAGAAUCCAAGGCUUUCGUCUCCGAGGACGGCAACCGCAUCUGGCGCCUUAGUAACGGCAUCUCGAUGGUAGCAAUGAAUGGCAGGAGGGUGUACCCCAUGGAAGAAGACGGGGACCAGAUGACCACAGUGAUGGGUGGCGGUGACGGGGGGCACCUGCAGGAAGAGGACAGUGAUGAUGAUGAGAGACCACACACAUUCAACACCACUUACAAUGACAGCUUUGGUCGUCAACUGUUGUUGGCCUUCUCCAUCACACGGAACGCGGAGAAGAUACUCAGCAGCGCAUCAGUGGAGGGCAAUCUUGGCUGCAUCCAUGGCAUCCGGGUCCUCAGUAUGGCAUGGGUCAUCCUCGGACACAGUUUGUCAAGGGCAACAUUUAACACAGCUGAGAACUUGGUUGACUUCCUGGACAGGAUCAAAGACUUUACCAUGCAGGCUGUAAUCAACGGUCCGCUCUCAGUGGACACCUUCUUCCUCCUGAGCGGCUGUUUGGUCUGUUAUUUGUUCCUGAAAGAGUCCAAGAAGUCAAUCACAGGGAGACCAACCGUAAAGCAAAUGGUGUUAUACUACGUUCACCGAUACUGGAGACUGACCCCAGUUUACAUGAUCUUUAUCAUGGCGUAUACAGGGUUAUUGCGCCACCUCGUGGAAGGGCCUUUGCCAACUGCUGACAAACUGAAACACUCAGACUACUGCCGCUCAAACUGGUGGACUAAUUUACUGUACAUUAACAACAUCUACAAGAAUGACGAAAUGUGUCUCGGGUGGUCUUGGUUUCUGGCCAAUGACAUGCAGUUCCAUGUUGUGGCCCCUUUGGCGCUUCUUCCAAUUGCUUUUGGACUAGAUGCUCUGGGAAUAAUUGUGAUGUUUGCGUUCCUAGUGAUCCAUAUAUCUACAUUCGGAUAUUUUGAAUAUCAUCUCAAAGGAGCAACUAUUACGCUGCACCACUCUGACUAUUCCAAGUACAUAUACGCUGUACCUUGGUGUAGAGUUGGAGUAUUUGGAAUCGGCUUGUUCCUUGGAUACGUUCUUCAUAAAACCAAGUGCAAAGUCAAAUUACCAAGGUUCGUCCUUGUCCUUGGAUGGCAGCUGGCCCUGGCUAUUGGCCUGAUGUGCGCAUAUUUCCCUUACGAUGACUGGAAGGAUGGCAUUCCUGACUGGGAUCUGAACACAACAAUCAUCUUUACAACCUUGUCCAGACCCGGAUGGGCGGUAUUCGUGUCUUGGAUUAUAUUUGUGUGCUGUACAGGAAAUGGAGGUGUGGUCAACAGGCUAUUGUCGUGGGGUGUGUGGAUACCGCUAGGAAGACUUACCUACGGGGCCUAUCUCAUCCACCCUGCACUCUUAGCGUACACCACGUUCUCUACGAGGACACUGGUGUACUUCAACAUAGUACACUUCAGUUAUAACUUCAUUGGGACAUUUGUUGUGUCUUACGGCCUGGCCUUCAUCUUAUGUGUGUUGGUGGAGUCGCCGUGUGUGGGGCUGGAGAAGGCGGUGUUGACGAAGAUGAAACUGAAAAGAAGUUGA
This is a messenger RNA of Haliotis rubra (blacklip abalone), 2832 nucleotides long. RefSeq names its product nose resistant to fluoxetine protein 6-like. The record is from RefSeq and is a predicted model, not a curated record. Bases 1 to 2832 code for a protein of 943 amino acids. Gene Ontology annotation, molecular function: acyltransferase activity, transferring groups other than amino-acyl groups. Lineage: Eukaryota; Metazoa; Mollusca; Gastropoda; Lepetellida; Haliotidae. The transcript has 14 exons.